AUCAAUAUGAAUAUGCUAGAGUCCUCUAGAAUAUAUGGGAACACUCUAGAGGUGUCAUCCCAGUGUAUAAAAGAGGAGAGCAAUCGCUCACAUCCAGCAUUGAUCAAGUCUAUUUGUUUCUAGCAUUCACCUGGCAAAUCUCUUGCCCACAUGGCUUUGUAUUUCUACAGCAAUGGCGGUUCAAACAUCUUGGAUCCCUUUGAGGAGAUCUCGUCCAUCUUUUCUUGUGGCAACAGCAGCGCCGCCGCCAACACUCGCGUGGAUUGGGUCGAGACACCCGAGGCACACAUCUUCAAGGCCGAUCUCCCGGGUGUGAGUAGAGAGCAAGUGAAGAUCAGCGUGGAGGACGGCCGCACUCUCCAGAUCAGUGGCGAGAGGAAGAAGCACGAGUCUGACAAGAGCGAUAAGUGGCACCGCGUGGAGCGCAGCCACGGCAGCUUCUUGCGGAAAUUCCGGCUGCCCGACAGUGCGAAUGUGGAGGCGAUCAAAGCGACAGUAGAACACGGUGUCCUCACUGUCACAAUUCCAAAGAUCCCCAAGCCACAGCCACGAACAAUCCAAAUAGAAUAGAGAGCGGUGAAAUGGAUGGGAAUAAAGUGAAAGCUCUCUUUUAACUUUUAUUUAUAGUUUUUUUAAUUAUUGUACGUUUAAGAAUUAUAAACAAGGUGGGC
Molecule: messenger RNA, 671 nt
Organism: Selaginella moellendorffii
Lineage: Eukaryota; Viridiplantae; Streptophyta; Lycopodiopsida; Selaginellales; Selaginellaceae
Product: 17.6 kDa class I heat shock protein-like
Exons: 1
Coding region: 151-570 (139 amino acids)
Biological process (GO): protein complex oligomerization; protein folding; response to salt stress
Source: RefSeq, a predicted model, not a curated record